Xenopus laevis (African clawed frog) is the source of this 3132-nucleotide messenger RNA. RefSeq names its product eukaryotic translation initiation factor 4B L homeolog (gene eif4b.L). The record is from RefSeq and is a predicted model, not a curated record. Lineage: Eukaryota; Metazoa; Chordata; Amphibia; Anura; Pipidae. Gene Ontology annotation, molecular function: nucleic acid binding; RNA binding. The coding region runs from base 129 to 1973 and encodes 614 amino acids. The transcript has 15 exons.
CUCGACGUGCAACUUGCGGUUUCCUGUCACGUGACCCGCGCUGCUUUCCUUUGCCGAAAGACUUUAGCAUUUGGAGCACGUGACCGCCUCAUCCGGGUCUCUCAGCGUUCUUUCACACUCGGCCCAACAUGGCUGCUUCAGCUAAGAAGAAGAACAAGAAGGGGAAGACCCUGACACUGACUGACUUCCUAGCAGACGAUGGAAACAGUGGUGGUGGUGGUGGUGGUGGUGGUGGAGGAGGAGGUGGUGGUGGUGGAGGAGGAGGUGGAGGCAGCACCUAUGCCCCAAAACCUGUCAGCUGGGCCGAUGAGACUGAUGAUUUGGAAGGAGAUGUCUCUACCACGUGGCACAGUAAUGAUGAUGAUGGUUACAGAGCUCCCCCUAUUGAUCGAUCCAUCCUGCCUACAGCUCCUCGAGCUGCUCGUGAACCUGAUGUGGACCGAAGCCGUCUCCCCAAAAGUCCCCCUUUCACUGCCUUUCUUGGAAACCUUCCGUAUGAUGUAUCUGAGGAAUCCAUCGAGAAAUUCUUUAGGGGGCUUAAUAUAAGUGCUGUUCGUCUGCCUCGUGAGCCCAGCAAUCCAGAGAGGUUAAAAGGCUUUGGUUAUGCAGAAUUUGAUGACUUGGACUCUCUACUACGGGCUUUAAGCCUCAAUGAGGAAUCUCUUGGGAACAGAAGGAUAAGAGUGGACAUAGCUGAUCAGUCACAAGAUAAAGAACGGGAUGAUCGUUCAUUUGGUAGGGAUCGUGAUCGCAACAGAGACUCUGACAAGACUGAUUCUUCUGAUUGGAGGGCUCGGCCUAGCACAGACAGCUUGGAUGAUAAUCCUCCACGUCGUGGAGAUGACAGCCAUGGGGACAGAUAUCGCAGUGACAGGUAUGAAUCAGACCGUUACCGUGAUGGUCCACGGCGUGAUGGAGACCGCUUUGAUCGUGACAGGGGUAGAGAUCGAUAUGAUGAUCGCGAUCGAAGGGAUUAUGAUAGAGCAGGCAGCAGGAGGGCAUUUGGUACUGGCUAUCGUCGAGAUGAUGAUUACAGAGGUGGUGGUGGAGGAGGAGAUCGUUAUGGAGAUAGAUACGAUGACAAGCGAGAUGAAAGAUCAGACAAAUGGAAUGGAUACUCUCGCAGUGAAGACAGGCGGGAAGAACGAGCGGGUCCCACUCAGCGACCAAAACUGAACCUGAAACCACGUAGUGCUCCAAAAGAGGAGGUUACAAGUGGGGGCACUGCACCCUCCAGUCGUGCAGCUUCGAUUUUUGGCGCUGCAAAGCCAGUAGAUACUGCUGCUCGCGAACGAGAAGUAGAAGAAAGGUUACAAAAAGAGCAAGAGAAAAUGCAGCAACGCCAAUUGGAUGAUGACAGACCUCGACAGAUCGAGAGGAAACCUAGAGAAAGGCAUCCUAGCUGGCGCAGUGAAGAUAAUCAGGAACGUUCUAGGACUGGAAGCGAGUCUUCUCAAACAGCCACAACUGGCCCUUCAUCCAGGAUCUCCCGGAGACGAGAGAGUGAGAAAUCAGUGGAGAACGAGGUAUUUGGAAAAGAUGACGAUGUUCCUUCUCCUAGUUCAAAAUCCCCCAAAUCUGACUCCCAGCUCCCACUUAAAGUUAUGCCAGCCCCUCCUCCAAAAGAGAAUGCAUGGGUUAAACGCAGCACAGCAGCUCCAUCCUCCCGAUCACAUAGCUCAGAAUACUCUCAAAGCGGCGAUGCGCAUCCAAACGAGAGGCGACAUUCUGGGUCAUCUUACCAAAGAGAUGAGAACAAAGUGGAUGCACUGGAGCAGCUAUCUAAAUCUGGUGGGCACAGUGUAGGAGAUCACAGUCGAGCACCUGAUAAGAGAGAAAAGAAAGAUCUGGAUUCAAGGGGUAUGCCAGAGUCGAAAAAAACAGAAGAACAGGCAGUAAAAUUCAGCCAAGUGAGUAAGUAUGCAGCUUUAUCUAUGGAUGGGGAAGAGGAGACAGAAGAAUAUGCAGACUGAACAUGGGAAUAGCUCUGUAUUCAUGGAUUCCUCUCCCAAAUUUAUCCUUUACUCUCCCUUCUGCCCUGUUCUGUAACAGCCAGUGGCAAGAAAAGCACCCUUGCGGCUGUCUGUCCCUUCAGAAAUCUAAAAGCAAUCCAACCUCAACAAUCGGACAAUGACCUUCGGUUAGAAAAACAAUGGGCUGUUUGUUUUCUCUCUUGCAUGCUGCUGCAGCUUUUUACUCUGUGUGCGUGGGAUAGGAGGGGGGCAGAAAUGCAGUGUGUAGCAAAAUAACACUGGAUUGCAGGGAGCAUAUUCAUUCUUAAGGAAACUAGUAGUUGUGUAAGAUGAGAUAAGGGAUUCUCAAAUCACAUCUGCCCUGCUGUAUAAAGGUUUCUAUUUUAAUGCCAGAAAAGCCGUUCUUGCUUCACAGGUCUGGAUCCUGGACAAGGUGGCUUCUAGAGCUCCAUUUUUAUGAUUAUUCUCCAGCAGACAGAGGCGAAUGAAAGAAAUGCUUGCCCUUUAUUACAGUAUGGCUAGGCAAAUGUGCUGCAGCUUCACUAGGGCAUCAGGUGCAUGGUUGGCACUCUUCUAGAGCAUUUGCCAGAAGCCCACCUCCGUGUGCCAGAGAAAUGAUCAAUAAAAGAAGCCAUGUCCCUCAACGGGGACUUCAAAUAUGAAUUGCUUUUCUAGAAAAUUCCCCCCCUCCCGCUUUGUGUGAUGCUGUGGGUGUGAAGGAGGCUGCUGUAGCGGUGAUAUUGGAAGGCUUUAUUAUGCAGCGUUUAUUAAAAUAAAUAAAGAAAUCCGGAUUAGGCAGUGUUUGCAUGGCACAGAGCUCCCAGACACUGCCUUUCGUAGCAAAUUUGACAAAAUCCUGCCCUCAAAUUGCACCUCUCAAAUCCCCUUCACUCGGCCUACCCUAAUUUAUGAUUGAUGUGCAUCCAGGAGCGGUGUUCCUGUCUGUCUCUCAUGGACCAGCUUGCCAUACCUUCCCUCUAGCAUUUUACUCUUCCCACAGAAGUGUAAAUCAAGGAAAAUAUAUAAUAAAACGUCUAAUGAUUUGUAAUCUGCUUUCUGGGAGAUGUUUUAUCAUGUAAAGAUCCCUUACCAGCCCUCUUAAUUUUGUUUUCUGUUCAUCAGCUCUGUCCCUCAUCGAAUAAACUAAUCUUUAAAAAUA